Messenger RNA from Drosophila albomicans, 799 nucleotides. Its product is annotated as mitochondrial import inner membrane translocase subunit TIM14. The record is from RefSeq and is a predicted model, not a curated record. Gene Ontology annotation, biological process: protein import into mitochondrial matrix. The transcript is spliced from 3 exons. Gene Ontology annotation, cellular component: PAM complex, Tim23 associated import motor. Lineage: Eukaryota; Metazoa; Arthropoda; Insecta; Diptera; Drosophilidae. The coding region runs from base 170 to 565 and encodes 131 amino acids. Gene Ontology annotation, molecular function: ATPase activator activity.
UUCAAGUCAGCUGUCAGAACGACAACAGUCAACAACACACAUCGAUUACAUAAAAAUGGUAUAAAAUUGCAAAAUAUUUAUGUUUAUUUGAUAAAUAAACUGUCAAUUAUCACAAUUAUUUUUAAUUUCUUGUUUCGACAAUCGUUCCAUAAAAAUUGCAACAAAUGCAAUGCCACCAAAACACACCUUCAACCGUAAAUUCUACCACAAGACGAGCUCGAUUAUUUUAGCCGGCCUCGGCGUGGCGGCUGUUGGCUUUGCUGGAAAACAUUUGAUGCGACGCAUGCCACAGAUGACAACGAAAUUCAAUGAGGCCCUCAAGAAUCUGCCGAAAUUCGAUGCGGAGAGCAUGGCUAAUGCCAAGUACUAUAAGGGCGGCUUUGAUCCCAAAAUGAACAAACGCGAAGCCGCUCUUAUUCUUGGUGUCAGUCCCAGUGCUCCAAAGCUCAAGAUCAAGGAUGCGCAUAAGAAAAUCAUGUUGCUCAAUCAUCCGGAUCGUGGUGGCUCUCCAUAUUUGGCGGCCAAGAUAAAUGAGGCCAAAGACUUUCUGGAUAAUGCUAAAUAGAGAAUCAACUCGUUGUAAAUAAACUAUUGAAACACGAAAAAUGAUUUAAUUAUCAGCAUGUCUACGUAUGAGCAUUUUGACCGUCGUGGGACUCUCUAGCUCAACCCAACGAAGGUUUGGCCUCUUCCAAUCAUCUCCUUUCGCCGGGUAGACUCCAUUUAAAUGGCUGUGUAAAAAACAGAUGUAUCAGCAUAAUCAAUCAAUUAUAUAUAUUGUAAUUUUUACCAAUCUGUA